GAUAAGCAACGUGCGGCGGCGGCGAUUUUCGGUUGUUUUUUGAAACAAAUAUUGCUUGUGUUGUGGGCUGGGGCACUCAAUUAAAUUCAUAAAUCGAUUAUAGAAAGUCGGAGACCUCCGAAGAAUAUCAAAGAUGUCGUUUUUGAUGAAAGCAGCCGCCACAGUGCACAGAAUCGCUCAUAAGGUGCCCGUCCGCCAUCUGAAUCUCCUCGAGUUCCAGAGCAAAGAUCUCCUCCAAAAGUUCGGGGUGGCCAUUCAGCAGUUCAAGGUCUUGGACAACUCCAAAGCCGAUGCAGAUGUGGUGAAAAGUUUUGAGUGCCCGGAAUAUGUGGUCAAGGCGCAGAUACUCGCCGGGGGGCGUGGCAAGGGAACAUUCGAUAAUGGAUUCAAAGGCGGCGUGCAUAUCACCACAGACAAGAGCGAGGUGCUUUCGCUCAGCCACAAGAUGAUUGGCAAUCGACUGAUAACCAAACAGACGCCCAAAUCUGGAAUUCUUGUCAACAAGGUCAUGGUGGCCCGCAGUGUCAACAUCACCCGGGAGACUUAUCUGUGCAUCCUGCUGGAUCGCGAGCAUAUGGGACCUGUUCUGAUUGCUUCCCCGGCUGGUGGCAUGGAUAUCGAAGCCGUGGCAGAGGAAACCCCCGAAAAAAUCAAGACUGUUCCGCUCGACAUUGGCAAACCCAUUCCAGAAGCAACGCUGAUUGAAGUGGCCAAAUUCUUAGAGUUCAAGGGUGAUGCUGUCCAGCGCUGUGCCGACGAAAUCCAGAAACUGUAUACCCUGUUUAAGUCGGUAGAUGCAGUGCAGAUUGAGAUCAAUCCUCUUGCCGAGACGGACAAGGGAGAAGUUAUCUCUGUGGAUGCGAAGCUAAAUUUCGAUGACAAUGCCCAGUUCCGGCAAAAGGACAUCUUCGAAAUGGACGUCACCGAAGAGGAAUCCGAUCCCCGAGAAGUGGAGGCCUCCAAAUAUAAUCUUAACUAUGUGGCCAUGGAUGGAAACAUUGGGUGCUUGGUGAAUGGCGCUGGACUGGCCAUGGCCACCAUGGACAUUAUAAAGUUGAAUGGCGGUGAGCCAGCCAACUUCUUGGAUGUGGGCGGUGGUGUCAAGGAGGAUCAGGUGGCCAAGGCUUUUGAGAUUCUAACCUCCGAUCCGAAAGUCAAGGGAAUCUUGGUCAACGUUUUUGGCGGCAUUGUAAACUGCGCCACCAUUGCCAAUGGAAUCGUGGCUGCCUCCAAGAAACUGCAACUAAAUGUUCCACUCGUCGUUCGGUUGGAGGGCACCAAUGUGAAUCAGGCUCGCGAAAUCCUCAAGAAUUCUGGGCUGCCCAUUCAGACGGCCAGUGACUUGGACGAUGCCGCCCAUAAGGCGGUGGCAGCUCUUAACUGAGAUGGAAUUACAAAAAUGGGGAAAAUGUCUUCCAGAUCAUCGCGACGCACAUUUUAGCAUUUACAAUGGACAGGCCUUUUAAAUCUAAGUUUUAAAAAAGACUAUAUUGGAAAUAUAUUUUAUUUUUAAAUAA
Molecule: messenger RNA, 1517 nt
Organism: Drosophila bipectinata
Lineage: Eukaryota; Metazoa; Arthropoda; Insecta; Diptera; Drosophilidae
Gene: ScsbetaG
Product: Succinyl-coenzyme A synthetase beta subunit, GDP-forming
Biological process (GO): succinyl-CoA metabolic process; tricarboxylic acid cycle
Cellular component (GO): mitochondrion; succinate-CoA ligase complex
Molecular function (GO): ATP binding; succinate-CoA ligase (GDP-forming) activity
Source: RefSeq, a predicted model, not a curated record